Molecule: messenger RNA, 348 nt
Organism: Paraglomus occultum
Lineage: Eukaryota; Fungi; Glomeromycota; Glomeromycetes; Paraglomerales; Paraglomeraceae
Source: the annotation of a GenBank genome assembly
AUGGCUCAACGCCUCACAUAUAGACGACGUUUAUCCUACAACACUCGGUCGAAUAAAGUGAAGGUCGUCAAAACGCCUGGUGGCAAGUUGACGUAUCUUUACAAGAAAAAGCAAGCAAAAGGCCCAAAAUGCGGUGACUGUGGGAAUCGACUUCCGGGGAUUCCAGCUCUUCGUCCUCGCGAAUAUGCUCGCAUUAGUAAACGACAAAAGACAGUCACGCGAGCUUAUGGUGGAAGUCGGUGUGCCAGAUGCGUGAGGGAUCGCAUCGUUCGUGCUUUCCUCAUUGAAGAGCAAAAGAUCGUUAAGAGGGUCAUAAAGCAACAAAGCAAACCUGGAGGCAAGAAAUAA